GGACAGUACAAGCACCUGCGACCGUGGGGGGAGGCGAUGGAAGAUGAGGAGGAUGAACUCACUGAGAAGGAAAAAUGUUAUAUGGAGAAGAAGAAGGCGGAAUGGUCGAAAGCUAAGGUCACAGCGGGCAGAGAACGGAAGAGGGUAUCUGCGUAUGGAUCAGGUGCGAGGAAUGGCUUCCUCCCACUUGCAUCCAAUCGAUGGGUGGAGUCUAUGAGUUGUGCGUUCGGCAGCAGGAUCUGGAACCUGGACACGUACAACUACGUGGCCCCCUUUGAUGUAAGGGGGUACACUCUAAUGGCCACAGUUGGACAAGAUGAAACCAAGAGCUGCUUCGAUCGAGCGAUGGACAUGGUGACUGUACCGCCAAAGGUCAAGUUCCCGUUUAGUGGAGAUGGUGUUAGCCUCCCACGGAUGAGUGUCAUGGAUGGCACUAAGUGUUCUUCAGCGGAUCCUUCAGUUUCGAUCAAGGGUCCGAUGCGACCACAGAACCCCGCCCCGAUGCCAGAGCUGAAGCGGAUCUGGAAUAUGGGAAAACCGUAUGUCAAGUGCAGAUGCGUCACUUUCGGAAGAGACGACUGCGGCAAAGGACCAGCGUGGUUUGAUCACCUGUUAUGGUUCAUCUUUAGGGAUCUGGACAUUCUGUUCCCCGAUGCCCCAUCACUCAAAGCGAAGGUCUGGCUGAUGCUUGGGCUCCUCGAGGGCAGUUGGAGACCUUUGGUUCUUUGGUCAAUCAUCUUCAAUUACAUGAGGGAGGCGAUGAUGGUGCUGGUGAAAAAAGUAAUGACGGAUCCUACGUUGACUGCAGAGACUGUUUUGAACGAAGUACAGGGAGCGGAGAACAAAAUGUUCAAGGAGGUGGCCAAGUUGUUGCUGCCCAACAAGUAUUUGAAGAAAACCACAGGAAAAAGGCAGAGACCUGAUGUGACAGCAUCGUCAUCCAAGCGUUUACAAGAGGAUGCGCACACGUCGUUGGACGCAUUUAUGGAGUCUUCACCACAGAGCACUCCCGCAACCGAUCAGCCGGAGAAAGAUCUCACGUCCUCGGUCAACGAUCAGGACAGUAGCUGGACAGCGUGUUGGUCUCCCACCUGGCCUCCGUGCUGGUCGAGGUGUCGCUAGGUCUGUCUUCAGAGGAUAGGACUUAUAAGUUUGGUCCUGUUGAUUGGUUGUGCAGGUACAAAAGGGCAGAGUUCUGCGAGGAGCGUUUGGUAGGUUGCGUUGGCAGAAGAACGACGAUCAAUCGGAUAAGAGCAAGAAAUUCAUUCAUAUUCACUAUGUUGGAUGAAUGAUGGAAAGGAUAAAUGCUAGGCAGGUGU
Molecule: messenger RNA, 1319 nt
Organism: Chara braunii
Lineage: Eukaryota; Viridiplantae; Streptophyta; Charophyceae; Charales; Characeae
Source: the annotation of a GenBank genome assembly